Molecule: messenger RNA, 1655 nt
Organism: Vespa crabro (European hornet)
Lineage: Eukaryota; Metazoa; Arthropoda; Insecta; Hymenoptera; Vespidae
Gene: yellow-g2
Product: protein yellow-like
Exons: 3
Coding region: 473-1579 (368 amino acids)
Cellular component (GO): extracellular region
Source: RefSeq, a predicted model, not a curated record
AUAUUGCUAAUUCUUUGCUUUUUCCGUACAAUACGGAAGUAAGAACAUAUCAGGAACAUAAUUGAUGUAGGUAAAAAAGAGGAGAUUCUAGUACAUUAUUCACUUCUUCUGAUCAUUAUUAUUUGUUCAUCUAUUUUUUUCAUUAAUUUUGAUUAUGUAAAAUCGUUGAUGACGAAAAAUACAAUUUUUAUAAUUAGUCAAAUCCAAAAUCGGUUUGAUUCCGGUAUACAAGAACAAAUGGACAACAAACAUUUCUUAAAAACGAAUAAUUUCACAAUGUCAGCAUUAUUGUCAAUCAACGAAGUAUAUAAAUGGCAUAACCCUGAAUAUCUCUCAGUUCAUCAUCACUCAGUUUAGUCGAAAAGGAAGAGAAAAAGAGAAAAGAAAAGGAGAGAGAGAAAGAGAGAGACAAAGAGAGAGAGAGAGAGAGAGAGAGAGAGUCUUGAAGAGUUUUUAAUAAGAUUAAAUAAUUAUGUUAUUCAAAUUUACGGUGCCGCUUUCAAUCUUUAUUAUAUUUGCUACCGCAAACGAUGUAGAACAAUUCGAUAAUCAUAAUGUCCAGUGGGUUGGUGGAUCAUUUGAAUGGCCUUGUACAACUACGAAGAGUAUGUUCAAAAAUAGUGGUCGCUACAUCUCAAAGAAUGUGAUCGCAACGAGAGCUGCAAUUUUCAUGGAUGAUGCUAUUUUAGCUCUACCAAGAUUUAAACCUGGUGUCCCAGCGACUUUGGCUAGAGUCUCUCUCAAGGACAAAAAUUGUCAAGCUAAUCUUUAUGCUUUUCCAUGUUGGUCCGUUCAAGAGGAAGGUACUUUGAAAGCAUUGCAAAAUGUCGUAGAUCUUUUCUUGGAUCCUCAAGAUAUUCUUUGGGUUUUGGAUACGGGAGUAAUCCAUACGUUGGAGGAAUCUGUACGUAUAUCCCCGCCAAAAGUUAUUGCAAUCAACAUGAAAACAGGCAAGCUCAUAAAGACGAUUGAACUCGAUGGUCUAACUACAUCUUCCUCUCGACUUCAAUACGUCGUUGCUGACUACACUCCAGAUGGACGUGUCCUUAUAUACGUGUCGGAUGCUGCAACAAGAGCAAUCUUGGUCUACGAUGUUACAUCUGGUCGUGGUUAUAGAUUUGUCCUACCCAAAACCGUAAUCACAGGCUCUUCUCGAAGAGAUGUAUUAUACUUGGCUCUUAUUCGUCAUCCCGAUGGUAGUACUUGCCUUCUGUUUACUUAUUUAUCAGGCAGUCGUAUGUUCUCCAUCAAGACGGAAUAUCUUCGUAACGGUGCACCGAACGACAAAAUUCAAGAUAUUGGAUUGAAGCCUAAACGUUUAGUAAUUUUAGGCACGGACAAUGGCAAUGCUCUAUUCUUCAGAUACGAAGGAGAAGCUAUCGUUCAAAGAUGGGACACUAGUACUGGUUUCCAACCUGAGAAUUUCCAAAAGGUUUAUAGCAGUACCGCUUGUUCUCUGGCAACUCAAGUUAUUCCUGAUUAUAAGAGAGGUAGUAUGCGUGUAUUGGAAUCUAACUUCCCAGAUUACAUACAAGGUACCGUUGGAUGCGGAGCCGAUCAAGCUCUUAAUAUUAUGUAAAAUAUAUAUUAAAAUAGGAUAAAAAAGAAAAACGAAAAAAAGGAAGAAAAAAAUAAAAUACAUGUAUAAGAUUAAA